ACAUAACCUAUGUAAUCAUGUUUACAUCUUUGAGACUGUAACAAUCAGUAAUAGUAGUUAUUGACUUUUGUGGAAGCAAUUAUCAUGGACGAAGAGUACGUAAUCCAGAAGGCGAAACAAGCUUUACAAACAGAUCCAUUAUCUGCAAAAGCUUGGAUGUUGACUGCUAAAACUUUAUACCCAAACAAUUUUGGUGUACAGUUUGAGGCUUACAAAAUAGAAAAAUGUUCUGGACAUGUCAAGGAGACUGCAAAGUGCUUCAGCAAUUUGAUUGGAAAGUUUCAACAGCAGCCAGAAUUCUGGGAAGAAAUCAACCUUGUAACGGCUGCAUUAAGAAUGGAAACAGAAUCUAAAGAAAACGAUUUUCUUUGUGAAAUGUUCAAACAUAUUUCUGCUGAUGUGCAACACAAAUUACUGUUACUAACUGCUGAUCACUGCAAAGAUAUUCAUGAAAGAUGUAAAUUGUUGCUGCUACUGCUUCAAAGGUUUCCAAGUGCCAUUAGAACACAUGGAUCAAGCCUUGUAGAAACUCUUCUUUCACAUAGCCUCUCUGCGAGCACUGAUGCAAAUUGUUUCCACAAACUAUUGGUCUGUGAUCUUCUACCAUUACUGAAUUCCCAAUCUAACAUCACUUUAGAGCUGGCACCAAAAGUGAUUUUCACUUUGUUGCAUAAAACAUUAAAAUUGCACAUAUCAACUUUGAAAGAAAACCAACAAAGUAACAAGGAUCUUUCAUGCUCAGAACCUUGGUCACAACUAUUCUGUGUCAUUGAAUUUGUUGGUAAGCAAUUAGGUUGGGACCCACAGCUUGUCAACUUCACAAAUUGGACUAAAGAAAAUUACUGGCAACGUUUGAUGCAUUUCUACCAGUCAGCAAAUUGGGAUGACUUCACGAAUCCCAAGCAAUUGGUGUACUGCUUGAUAUUAUUUCUGAUUUAUUGCUUGCAUCAGUAUAAUAUGAACAUGAGCAUGGAGAAUUACGUGAUGAUCGAGGCGUUCACAGAUGCGUCUCUUCCGAGCCCGCAGAUUCCAGAGCACAAAGCUAAGAAGAGGAAGACAGAAGUCGAUUUAAAUGUACCACAUUUGAGUACGGAAAACUCCAACAAAAGCAUUACUUCGAAUUUCAUGUUGGCUGUGAACUGCUGGGACCUCUUGCAUUCAACAGACGAGAUCAACUCGGAAUUCACUAGUUUAUCUACGAUGUUGGGAUUAGAGGUUUGGUUGAGUAGUUUCUAUAUCGAUUAUUCUAUCUACAAGGGGAAGUACGAGGAGGCGUUGAAGCGUUUGGAUUGCGAUGGUCGCGCUCCGAUUAUGAAAGCCAUUACGAAGGCGUGCAUACAUUACACGCAAUAUAAUUAUCUGGUUGCGUUCGAGAAUGUAAUUGAAACGCUGAACUUGUUGCCGACGAACAUCGGCACUACCAGCACGCAACUGGUGGUUGGCGGGAAUCAACGACAUUUGCACUUUCUGCCUCUGACAAAGUUGGCAGUUCUUCAAUUCUGCAGCAAGCUGGUUUUACGCAGCAUACGGCAGAAGGGCGCGAAAAGCUCCGAUAUGGCGAUCGGACAUACCCUUGUCCUGAUGCAGAUAGAUUGGCCGCAGGAGGAAGAGAUGCUCCCCAGUUUGAUGGAGGAGAUCAGCAGGGCCGGGAGUUUCGCAUAUCCGCACUUUCAAGAUUACCUGAUUCAGGUAGAUAUUUUGGAGGAAUUGGCGUACCUGUGGAGCAUCCCGGGUGGUAAAAUCACGUUGGAUAUUGUGCCGAAUUUGACGACGAGGAGGAUGGGUACUAGACUUGCUGAUAAAGGGAUGAAAGAUGUCAUUCGACAAGCCAUCCGCAAACAAAUCAGUAGGUGCAAUGAACCCAUCCACGAGCUGAUACAUUCGUUCCUCGUACAGGAAAAACUACAGAUCUCACCGACAUUGAACUGAGUAGCUUCUCAUAGACACAUAUUUUUAAAGUUUUAUUGUA
Nicrophorus vespilloides is the source of this 1969-nucleotide messenger RNA. RefSeq names its product integrator complex subunit 10 (gene IntS10). Gene Ontology annotation, biological process: snRNA processing. The record is from RefSeq and is a predicted model, not a curated record. Lineage: Eukaryota; Metazoa; Arthropoda; Insecta; Coleoptera; Silphidae. Gene Ontology annotation, cellular component: integrator complex. The transcript has 8 exons. Bases 85 to 1929 code for a protein of 614 amino acids.